Messenger RNA from Prorocentrum cordatum, 2584 nucleotides. Lineage: Eukaryota; Dinophyceae; Prorocentrales; Prorocentraceae. The record is from the annotation of a GenBank genome assembly.
AGCCAUUUUGGCUCAAGGGAGCAGCUGCUUUCUGUUGCAGCCUCCCUUCGACGCCAUGGCGAGCGAGGAGACGGCGGACUCCAGCCGCGACCCCGAGGCAUCGCCGCUCGUGCCCAGGACCCGCCGCCAGCAGCGCCGCUCGGUGCUGAGACUGUCCGCCGCCUCGGUUGCCGCCGUGCUGUUGAUGACCGUGGCGCUAGCCGCGCGCGCCCCUGCCGCCGGGGCAGCGGGACCUGCUCGCGGGAGCGGCGCCGUCCACGCCCUGGACGGCGCCAUGACGCUGAAGGCCGCCGCCGCGACGCCGGCUCUCGCAGGGCCGGCGGCCUUGGAUCAUGUGGCCCGCGACGCGAGGCGCGUCGCGGCGGGGCCGCCGGGCGGCCUGACCCGGGCCCUGAGGAGCACGGAUGGCCACGGGGAUACGGAAGCGCACGGCGAAGACCACCACAACGCCGAGAGCACGACCAAGACCGCGAGCGGCGAAGGCGGAACGGACGACGACGACGACCAUCACAGCGCGGAGUUCAAGGCCAAGACUGCGAGCGGCGAAGGCGGCAAGGACGACGACGACGAGACGGUUGUCUAUGACAAGAGCGGCGGGCACCUCGAGGAGGACUUCGUGAGUGCAGCGCUGAGGCCGCAGGAGUUGCAGCCGUACUACCUGAUGCCGAUCUUCUUCGGCAUCAAGAUCACACUGACCAUGAGCAUCUUCGGGUUCAGCAUCCGCUUCAAGAAAGAUGUCGUCGCAGCAAUGCUGAAAAGGGACGGCUUCUGCGCGACGAGGACAACGCACGGCUUCCUUCGGACGGUUGGCUCUUACGACAUCGUGAAGAACAUGAAGGAGGUCGUGAAGUUCAUGUGUCAGUUGGGCUUCUUCGCCAUGGCCUGCAACGGCUUCCAACACGACUUCCAGUUCUACACCCAGGCCACGAAGGACAUGGACGGCUUCUUCAAGAGGAUGUGCUGUCUGGUAGUCAUCGUGGAAACAUCGGCCAACUACGUUGCUGCCAGGGCGUUGGGUUUACAAGUGACCUUCGAAAGUCCGGUCAUGUUGCUGGGAUUGAGAAAGGUGAGGUACAGAUGCAUCCCUCAGAUCCCUGGGGUCCCUAGCGGACUUCCCCUGAUACCAGGUGGCGCGAAGUGGUUCCCGUGCCAGAAGCAUCUCUAUUUCCUCCUCCUGUCGCCCUACCUGAUCUUGAAUGUGUUUUUCGGGGUCGCUUGGAUGUUGUUUCUCCAGGUCCUUCUCAAGGUGUUACGGUACGUCUUUUCGUUAUGCCCGAAGAUCAUCGGUUGCAUCCUCCUUCUUCACUUUUGUGGUACUGUGAUCAUCGGUUGCAUCGUGUCCUUCGGCCUGUGGGCUUGGGCCAAGGAGUCCUUCGGGUAUUGGUGGUCACUGAUCGCGCCCUUCUUCUACUUCUCCCUGAUGCAGAUCUGGGCCACCCUCGUUGCCCCCAUUGUGUUCAGCGUCUUCUACGGAUUCGUGAACCGAAUGAAGUGGGAACAAAUAAAGAAAGGUCUUGUUGAAGACUUCCAUCCCGCAGCGACUCAGGCUCAAGACACCGUCGCCAGCGGGAGCGCCGGGUUGAUGGAGCAGCCCCUUGCAGACCAGGAGGACAGAACGCCCGCAGCGACUCAGGCUCAAGACACCGUCGCCAGCGGGAGCGCCGGGUUGAUGGAGCAGCCCCUUGCAGACCAGGAGGACAGAACGCCCCUAGCGACUCAGGCUCAAGACACCGUCGCCAGCCGGAGCGCCAGGGUGAGGGAGCAGCCCCUUGCACUUGCAGACCCGGAGGACAGAAUCAGGCUCAUCAACCUGAACCGCACGGAGUUGGAGAAAGACUUCUCUGACGUGCCGGUCAGCGAAAACGCCCUCGAGGAUGACACGAAGGAUGACACGGAGGAUUCCUUGGAUGACACGAAGAUGAGGAUCUUCUUCAUGACCAUGGUACAGAUGUCGUUCAUCACCGUUGAGCAGAUGGUGUUGAUUAGCUUGGUGCGCAUUAUCUUCUGCAGCGGAUCCUGGGAGGCGUACGUGGGAAGCUAUCAGCUGACGAUCGGCGAGCGGCAUUGGUACACGUACUACGGCAAUGUAGCGAAGCUCGCGGAGAGGGGCAUAGUCAGCGCCACGAACGCUAUCUGGAUGCUCGUCUAGUGAAGCAGCGGUCGCCCAGGCUGGCCAAGACCACCCUAGGGAACGAAGCCUUGCGGCUUCGCACGCCUGCGACGAGCAUAUUGUCCUCAUGAUAUUCUCCCAGAGCGUGUUCGGUUCGGUUCCGGUUCCGUGUUCGUGCGUGCCGUGCGUGCGGGCGAGGCGAAGCUGCGUGGGCGGGCGAGAGAAAGUGCCCUGUGGCUGAGGCGCGGCCGGACCAAAUGAUUCUCCGCCGGGCGGCCGGUGGCGCGCGGUGUCCCGCCGGUGUCCCGCCGGUGCCCCGUCGGUGUCCCUGUAGCUGAGGCGCGGCUGGACCAAAUGUGUCUGUUCCGGGCGGCCGGUGGCGCGCGGUGCCCCGCCGGUGUCCCGCUGGUGUCCCGUCGGUGUCCCGUCGGUGUCCCGAUGAUGAUGUGGAUGAUUAUGAUGAUGAUGGUGAUG